This is a messenger RNA of Vigna unguiculata (cowpea), 2653 nucleotides long. RefSeq names its product Pentatricopeptide repeat (PPR) superfamily protein. The record is from RefSeq and is a predicted model, not a curated record. Gene Ontology annotation, biological process: RNA modification. Lineage: Eukaryota; Viridiplantae; Streptophyta; Magnoliopsida; Fabales; Fabaceae. Gene Ontology annotation, molecular function: RNA binding; protein binding; zinc ion binding.
CACCCUGAAAUUUCAUUUCAAUAUCGUUUCUUUUUCCCAGUUCUUUUGGCCGUUGGUGUUGUAGUUUGUUGGUGAUGAUCACUGAAAUUAUCUCAAAUCCAUGUAAUCGGAGGCCACUCUAUUGAUUCAGCGUAAAACUCAAACGUUGAGCAUGAAAUGGCUCUAGAACCCGUGAUUUCUGCCAUAAAAUUUGUUUCCCAAAAGAUCCAAUUGCUCCAAAUCCACGCUCACAUUAUACGCACAAACCUCAUUCAAUACUCCCCAGUUUCUACUCAGUUCUUGUCCCGUAUAGCUCUCUCUGGUCCAUUGCAAGAUGCGAACUAUUCCCGCCGUUUUUUUGAGCAACUCGCCCACCCCUUGGUUUCUCAUUACAACACCAUGAUCAGGGCCUGUUCCAUGAGUGAUUCCCCACGAAAGGGUCUCCUUUUAUAUCGAGAUAUGAGAAGAAGAGGCAUUGCUGCAGACCCUUUAUCGGCUUCCUUUGCUGUUAAGUCUUGUAUUAGGCUUCUGUAUCUUCUUGGAGGGGUUCAGGUUCAUUGCAACAUAUUCAAAGAUGGGCACCAAUGGGAUACCCUUUUGCUCACCGCUCUCAUGGACCUGUAUUCGCAAUGCCAGAGCGGAGGUGAUGCGUGCAAGGUGUUCGAUGAGAUGCCUCAAAGGGACACUGUUGCUUGGAAUGUCAUGAUCUCUUGCUGUGUUCGAAAUAAUAGGACUCGGGACGCUUUGAGUUUGUUUGAUGUUAUGCAGCGUUCGAGCGAUAAAUGUGAGCCUGAUGAUGUUACUUGUUUGCUUCUUCUUCAGGCUUGUGCUCAUUUGAAUGCCUUGGAAUUUGGUGAACGAAUUCAUGGCUAUAUAACAGAGCGUGGUUAUGGUGAUGCUCCCAACUUAUCUAAUGCACUCAUCUCUAUGUAUUCACGUUGUGGUUGUCUAGAAAAGGCUUAUGAGAUUUUUAAGAGAACAGGAAAUAAAAGUGUGGUUUCAUGGAGUGCUAUGAUAUCUGGUUUGGCAAUGAAUGGAUAUGGGAGGGAAGCUCUUGAGGCAUUCGAAGAGAUGUUGAGAAUUGGCAUUCAACCGGAUGAUCAGACAUUCACGGGUGUCCUUUCAGCUUGCAGUCAUUCUGGAAUGGUUGAUGAGGGAAUGUCAGUUUUUGACCGUAUGAACAGAGAGUUUGGAAUAACUCCCAACGUUCAUCACUAUGGGUGCAUGGUUGAUCUCUUGGGCCGUGUUGGCCUGCUUGAUAAGGCUUAUCAGCUUAUUAUGUCAAUGGUAGUGAAGCCAGAUUCCACAAUAUGGAGGACUUUGCUUGGGGCUUGUAGGAUUCAUGGCCAUGUUACACUUGGUGAACAAGUAAUUGGGCAUUUGAUUGAAUUGAAAGCUCAAGAAGCUGGGGAUUACGUUUUACUUUUGAAUAUUUAUUCUUCAGCUGGACACUGGGAAAAGGUAGCAGAGGUGAGGAAAUUGAUGAAAGAUAAAGCCAUCCAAACAACGCCAGGUUGUAGCACAAUCGAAUUGAAAGGAGUAGUACACGAGUUUGUUGUGGACGACAGUUCACAUUCAAAAAAUCGUUUGAUUUAUGAGAAACUGGAUGAGAUUAAUCAUCAGCUGAGGAUUGCUGGUUAUGUUGUUGAACUUUCAUCUGAGUUACACAAGAUGAAUGACAAAGAAAAGGGGUAUGUGCUCUCACAUCACAGUGAAAAAUUGGCUGUUGCUUUUGGGGUUCUUGCAACUCCACCUGCCACAACACUGAGAGUAGCCAGUAAUAUCCGUAUAUGUGUUGACUGCCACAAUUUUCUAAAACUUUUUUCCGGGGUUUACAACCGUGAUGUAUUUCUUAGGGACCAUAAUCGAUUUCACCACUUCAGGGGAGGGCACUGCUCAUGUAACGACCAUUGGUAGGGAAAUUAUAUACAGAUGAUAAAAUCCGCCGAGUGUUACAGAAAUGAUCGCAAAAGGCAACUAAAAUGUAGAAUGGCUAACUUUGCUGCUGGUUAUUUGUAGAAACUUGGUGAAAUAUUGGCUUAAUUGAAAUGCAACCAUUAAAUACAAGUGGACCUACCAAACACCAGGGGCCUGCAAAACAUCAAAUCUGCUAUCCUGCAAAUUUGUUGUUUGUUGGCAUGAGAAUUUUUGUUUUUAAGCUUUUGGAGAACUUUUUGCUUAUAAUGAAGGUCAAUUGAUAUAGUACACUGAGCUACAGUCAUUUGACCUAAUACUAUGGUAGGUUCAUCCUGUAUAACAUGAAGAUUUUUCUUGACAUUGGCAUUCCUCGAAGUGCUGACAAGGUUACAAUCCCUGCUAACUGGAUCAACUCUGACGAUACAGCUUUUGUCCAUUCAAAAAAUAUAUAUCAAAGCAACCUGUUAAUGUCAAAUAACAAUUUUAUAUGCACUCCAUUUAGAUAACAGCAUCUGACAGUUUUUUCUCAUUUUUUUUAGUUAAAAUUGCUCUCGUACUUCUGGCUAGUGACUUGAGAAAGAAUAUCAUAAAGAAUUUACUUGAUUCUAACCAGGUAAGAUAACUAACCGCGGACAAUCUUGAUCAUGAAAACUAUUUUAAUAAAAAGAAAUUACAAUGCAACUCAAAAUUCACGAGUCCAGGGAUUAAAAAAACACCUCGUCAUGCAAUUAUUUUCAAACUGCAAUCUUCUAUAAGC